GGGAGGGAGGCCGGGGCCGGGCGGGGGGGAAGUGGCGGCGGCGGCAGCACGGUGUGCAGCGGCCAUGAGCAAACGGAACCAGGUCUCCUACGUGCGGCCGGCCGAGCCCGCCUUUCUCAGCCGCUUCAAGCGGCAGGUCGGGUAUCGGGAGGGGCCCACGGUGGAAACCAAGAAAGAGCAGCUUCCGCUUGCAGAUGAUGAUAGUGAGAACGGCAGUGACAAGGAGGAUGAGCAGCCUCAGGUGGUAACACUGAAAAAAGGGGACUUGACUGCUGAAGAAGCAAUGAAAAUUAAACAGCAAAUCAAAGAGGCCUUAAAGUCAAAUGAAUCAGAUGGUGAACCAGAACCUGCUGAUGGAAAAAUUAUGUUCAGGAAACCAGCCAAACGUUCAUCAGAGAAGCUUUUGGACUUCAAUACCUCCCCGUCUGCCCUGCUUUCCUGAGAGCAUUCCAGAGGCAGCAGUAACAAGGGUAGACAUGAAGACCAGGGGAGAAACACCACAGGUUUUUAGGUGAGUGACUGCAAUCUCCUGUAGGCUUCCUCAAGAUUUUGAGAACCUACAAAAUACCAGAGCCAGGCCCUGGGAAGUAACUUUCUGCUGGAGGAAAUGGAUGGGACCAGUCAGGAAAAUUACACAAAAUUGAAUUCUACAGUAUUUACUCUGCUAUCGCGUCUUAUUUUUUGUUGGAGGUAAAGCAACAGCUGGCAAAAGCAAGUGUUUCCUCUGUCAGGAGAUGUAAAGUGGCUUUGGUGCCAUUCCAAUCCAUAUGGCAAAGGAUUCCUUUUCCUUGACUCCUGUGGCAGUCCUCAGUGCAAUGCCUGAUUAAUUAAGGCCAUGGGCAAGAGGGAGCUACCUUGUAAUAGGCAGAAGUUAUUAGAGGAAGGUGUUGUCAAGCCUCCGUGGGGUAACGGUGAUCACUGCACGCUUUUCGUUUUGAUAUCAUGAAAGAGUUGUUCCUUUAGGGACAGCAUAGUAACAACAAACUUUAAAAGGGCAGAUUAUAAAACUAUGAGGAAAAUGGUUAACAGCAGGCUGAAGGGCAAAGAGGAGUACUUAAAAACCAUAGAGAUCUGCCUGGAGGCUAUUUAAGAACAUUGUAUUAGAGGCACAGAUGGUUUGUACACCUCUGAGCAAAAACAUAGCGUACGAGGAAGAAUGAAACUCGCAGGGUUAUGUGGGAGAAAAGCAUGAGUACAGAAAGGUUGAAAAUGCAUCCCUUAAAAAUGAUGACUGCCUGAAUGACAGACUAGGAAACAUUAUCAAGAGAGCGGAAAGAGCUGGAAUGUGUCAGUGCUAAGAAAAAGACUAGUAGCUGCUGACUUUGGAUUCCCAGGAUGAAACACUGAAAAGAGUGAUUCUAAUAAUGAUCUGAGCACUUUGCCUUUGAAAACUGGGCUACUGCAGAUGAGUCUUCACCAGAAAAACAAGGAUGCUCUUAACGUGCUCUUACCAAGAUCCAAAAUCUUAGUAAAGCCAAAGCAGUCUGAAGCAGUCUGCGGUUUUAAUAGGCCAAAUUUAAGAGUAAAGGAGCCCAUUCAAACAUCGUUUCUCUACACUAGGACUUCAGUUUCACCUUGUGUUAGAUUCAGUGCCAAAAUGAUGUUUUUAAUCUUUGCCAAAGAAGGUAGAGAAAAAAAAUUUCAAACGCUUCUAAAAACUCUGAUUUUAGUAAAAGCAAAAAGCCUACCUUUGUUCUGGUACAGCUUUGGGCUGAGAGGGAGGCUAUAUGAUAAGGACGUAGUGAGGUUUGCAGAGCUUUUUUGCCCCAAUGUGUAAUUGGGCAGAUGCAGCAUUUUUUUGUCAUGUUUCUGAGAACAGGAACACACUGAUUAUAAAUUAGAAGGGGAACAUCUCAAGUACCACAAAUCUGAUGACGUGUGCAAAAAAAGCAUCCUUGUGAAAUAAUGAAAGUUAGUUUCUGGCUUAAAACUGGGGAAAGGCAGGGGAAGGUUAGAACAACUAUUUUGGCAAUAAAAAUCUGAUGCACACAGUCUCAGUGGGACUAGAGCCCUGGCAUCUAGGCUGUUUUAUUCUGCCCUGUUAAAUUGAAACAAACAAUUCAGCUGCCUGAGUCUCUUCUUUUCUCCUCUGACAUGCCAACUAUCUCGAGAGAAGAGAUUAAGCAUUGUUCUGAUGAGUGCCGCAGCAGCAGCAGUUUUAUAAUUUAAGGGCUGCAUAAAAUUUAUGGAGCACUGAGAAAAGCUUAAAUCAAUUUUAUGGUUUUCAUAAAUUAUUGCAGGCAGGUGAUGUCUGUGUAGAAAGCCAGUGAUGUUUGAACUGUUUAUCCAAUGGACAACAACAUUCAAAAUAGGGAUUUUCAAAGGCACCUGUGGGAAUUACGCAUUUGAGUUUGAUGGGAGUUAGGUGGUUUGUUCCAUUGAGCUACUUAGGAUUCCACUAUUAUAUUUUAAUCAUGCCAGAUUGUUUCAAAUACUCUGUAAAAAAUCAAUAUUAGUUGAAGGUCAAAUUCAGAGCAAUUUUUAAAUUUCACUGCUAUUGUGCUUAAUGUGCUUAUAAACAGCAGGGGUGGGGGUAGGCAUAACUUGAAUUCUAUUUCAGGUGAAAAAACACUGUGGCACUUGAAGAGUUGACCCUUUUCUUACCACAGUGUAGUUUUGGGUUGUUGUUUAGGCCCCAUUACUGUGAGGAACUUUGUUCUCUCUGGGCUUAAGGCUGUUUGUGCAAGUUACUCUAGCUGCUACGGAGAAGGAUCUGCCUGUAGAGCAGAAAGAGUACAAUACCUGGUUCCUUGUCACACAUUUCAAGAUUAUGUAAGACAAAUAUGGUUCCUUACA
This is a messenger RNA of Phalacrocorax carbo (great cormorant), 2796 nucleotides long. NCBI's taxonomy places the organism in Eukaryota, Metazoa, Chordata, Aves, Suliformes, Phalacrocoracidae. The record is from RefSeq and is a predicted model, not a curated record.